UUAUAUCAAAUCAAGAAUACUUGUUAUCUUAAUUUUGUAUUUCCAGUUUUAUCUUCAGUCAGCGUCGGGUUAUACACGAGUUCGGUUGUGUUUCGCAGUUUUCUAUCUUUACAGCACGUGUAUCGCCUGACAGCACUUUGUUUUGAUCCACCACUUUGCACUUUAGCCUCCCGCAUAAAAUUUAAAAUUUAAAGAACUAGUGACAUGGAUACACAUGUUGACGAUGAGGCUUCAAAGGAUCCAGCAGCUGAACAUAAACAUAAGUUACUACUAGACGAGAAAGAUUUCGAAGGUCACCGAGCUCACAGCGUUUUCGUCGGCGUUCACGUACCCUCAGAGCGGCGUCACUCGCACCGACGCCACAAGCACCACCACAGAAACUCUGACGAGGAGGGCGGUGACACCGAAAACGACAGGCCCAGAAUUCUUAUGUCACGAAGAAGAGGUCUAAGCAUUUCCGAGGAAGGGGAAAUAUGCACUCCCCCUUCACAAAGGGUCCAGUUUAUACUUGGUGAGGACAUAAACGAUGAGAAACAUGAAAGUCAUCCAUUAUUCUCCGAAAUGGAGGAGCUCGUCACGGAGGGCGACGACAUGGAAUGGAAAGAAACCGCCAGAUGGAUCAAAUUCGAGGAGGACGUCGAAGAGGGAGGGAAUCGAUGGUCGAAACCCCACGUCGCCACCCUUUCCUUGCACUCACUCUUUGAACUGCGAAGUCUUUUGCUGAACGGAACCGUCGUGCUGGAUAUGGAAGCUAGCUCUAUUGAACAAAUUGCUGAUUUGGUGAUAGACAAUAUGAUUAACAACGGCAGUUUGCAGUUCGAGAAAAAGGACAAAGUCAGAGAGGCUCUACUGAAGAGGCAUAGGCAUCAGCACCAGAGGAAGAACCAUGGGUUACCUUUCAUCAGGUCUUUCAAUGAAAUGAGGAAUCAUUCUACUUCUAAAACCGAAGAGUAUACGACACAUGUCCAAGGAUUUACGACAUGGUUCACUUUACGUCAUCCUCCUAAAGUCGAAGAGCAUUUUCAUUCAGAACAUUCAUCUGGAAAAUCGGCUGAUAUCGGGAAAUUCCUUGGUGUUCCCGGACAUGGUACCGAAAAGCCUCAAGCAUUAAUGAAGAGUGCCAGCACUGUAUCGAUCAAUCGAAACACAAGUGCUACAGACCUAAACGAUAUACAUCAUAAUUUGGCGUUUAUGAGAAAAAUACCUUCGGGGGCAGAAGCAAGCAACAUACUGGUGGGAGAAGUUGACUUCCUAGAUAAAACCCUUUCGGCUUUCAUAAGGCUCAACUCCGCUGUCAUACUUGGAGACCUAACGGAAGUUCCUGUUCCUACCCGGUUUCUGUUUGUUCUGCUUGGACCGCCUACAGGAACAGCAGGUUACCAUGAAAUCGGCCGAGCCAUGGCUACCCUUAUGUCCGAUGAGGUAUUCCAUGAAGUAGCCUAUCGCGCUAGGAACCGAAGUCAUUUAUUAGCUGGCGUAGAUGAAUUCCUGGACGCCGUUACCGUGCUUCCACCUGGCGAGUGGGAUCCCGCCAUAAGAAUUGAACCUCCAGCGGCAGUCCCUUCACAAGAUCUGAGAAAGCGACCUCCAGAGAAACCUGUCGAGGAGAUGGAUGAAGAAGAAGAGGAACAGAAGAUAAGGGAGGAGACUGGUCUAGCUAGAACCGGGGUACUAUUCGGCGGUCUGAUGAAUGAUAUCAAAAGGAAGGUGCCAUGGUAUUGGUCCGACUUUAAGGAUGCCUUGGCAAUGCAGUGUAUUGCUUCCUGGAUAUUUUUAUACUUUGCUUGCCUCUCUCCCAUUAUUACCUUUGGAGGAUUGCUUGCAGAGGCUACAGGUAGGAAUAUGGCUGCAAUGGAGUCUCUAGUGUCUGGUUUUAUCUGUGGUAUGGGUUAUGGAUUCUUUUCCGGUCAGCCUCUUACCGUUUUGGGGUCGACUGGGCCUGUUUUAGUAUUUGAAACUAUUGUAUUCGAUUUUUGCGGUACUAUGGGUUGGGAUUAUCUCUCGUUUAGAUUCUGGAUUGGUACAUGGAUCGCUGUGAUCUUACUUCUACUAGUAGCCAUUGACGCAAGCGCCCUAGUUUGUUACAUUACCAGGUUUACAGAAGAAAAUUUUGCUACUUUAAUUGCGUUUAUAUUCAUUUACAAGGCCGUAGAAAAUGUAUUGGCUAUAGGGAAAAAAUAUCCUAUUAACACCACUGGCUCUACCAACCUUAGUUAUAAUUGCUCAUGCUUCGUAAAUGAAUCAAUGGCAACUCAAUAUCCAGAAAUAGCCAACACGACAUCUGUGAACCAAACCCUGUGUUCGCAACUAAAUGGAGUGUUGUCACCUGGAUGCAACACACCUUCUUAUGCUCCGGAUGUAUUCCUCAUGUCAAUUUUAUUGUUUUUGGGAACAUUCUUACUUUCGGUAAAUUUGAAGGAUUUCAAAAAUGCACUGUUUUUCCCCUCAAAGGUUCGUCAAUUCAUUAGUGACUUUGCGGUCAUCAUAGCAAUAAUAUCCAUGACGCUCUUAGAUUUUAAAGUGGGUAUAGCUACACCAAAACUAGAAGUACCUCACGAGUUUAAACCAACGUUGCCUGACAGGGGCUGGCUUAUACCACCAUUCAAGCACAACCCAUUUUAUUCAGUAUUCGUAGCAAUACCACCAGCACUCUUGGGAACCAUUCUGAUAUUUAUGGACCAGCAAAUUACUAGUGUUAUUAUAAAUAGAAAGGAGUACAAAUUAAAGAAAGGCUGUGGAUAUCAUUUAGACCUAUUCAUCUUGUCAAUUUUAAUCCAAAUAUGCUCUGUGAUGGGUUUGCCGUGGUUUGUGGCAGCUACGGUACUCUCCAUAAACCAUGUGAAUUCUUUGAAACUGGAAUCUGAAUGUGCAGCUCCAGGAGAUAAACCCCAGUUCUUGGGGGUCAGAGAGCAAAGGGUUACCCACAUACUGAUAUUCUUGUCCAUAGGUCUCUCUGUCUUCUUAACGCCUAUGCUAGGUCACAUCCCCAUGCCGGUGCUUUUUGGGGUGUUCUUGUAUAUGGGGGUUGCAUCUCUCAAGGGUUUGCAAUUCUUUGACAGGAUACUCAUUAUGUUCAUGCCAAAUAAGUACCAACCGGAUUACAUGUUCUUGAGACAGGUUCCUAUCAAGAAAGUACAUAUAUUCACCAUCAUCCAACUGACCUGUUUGAUCUGCCUGUGGAUGGUCAAAUCCUUUAGUCAGACUUCGAUAUUGUUCCCGCUGAUGUUGGUAGUAAUGAUUGGCAUAAGAAAAUCGUUAGAUUUCAUCUUUACCAGAAGAGAGUUAAAAAUUUUGGAUGACGUCAUGCCCGAGAUGUCGAAACGGCAUCAACUGGAAAACGCAGAGGUGGGGGUUGGUGCUAAAUUUGCUAGAUUCUUUUUAGGCCCGAAAUUGAUUAAGGAAAAGGAAUAUGUAAAAUGUGUUCAGACCAUAAAGUAAAUUUAUUUUGGUACCAUUAACAGUAUAAUAAUAGAAUACAAAUGCAAAAUGGGUAUUAUGAAAAUGUAUAAUUAAAUAUACAGGAAAAAGUAUAAGUAUUCAGAAUUAUAGGUUUUUUUAAUAAAUUAUUAUCAAUACUCUCUUAUAAAUGUGUCAAAAUAAAGAUAUUCCUUUUUUUCUUGCGUUUCUGGGGUCAUUUCUUAUUAAAAAUGUAAUGUCUUAAAAAUAACAUACCUAAGAAAACCUGCAAGUAGCAUCUCUAACUAAAUACAUUGCAGAUUUGAAACAUGUUUUAUUGAAGGCAAAAUAAUAGGAAUAAUAUUAUUAAUUAGCAGUAUUGUCAGUCAAACUGCAAUAGUACAAGGUGUCCCAAUAUUCCGUGUACAUCACAGAUUUGUGUGGUCAAAAUAAACGAUUUAUCUAAAUUUACGUCUCUCUAAAAAUUAAAAUGCUUUGUCCAGUUUAAAUAAAAUUUUGGACAUUAGUACUUGCGUAUUGAUGUCACUUUUUGACAUAGUAACCUAACUAACUGUUUUCAUAGAAAUGGGGAAAAACCCUCACAUCUAAGCAAAUAAGCUAAUUUUUUUUGCUGGUUUCAUUGCAACUUCAGUUUUUUUAUCAGAAAGG
Anoplophora glabripennis (Asian longhorned beetle) is the source of this 4065-nucleotide messenger RNA. RefSeq names its product sodium bicarbonate cotransporter 3 (gene Ndae1). The record is from RefSeq and is a predicted model, not a curated record. Lineage: Eukaryota; Metazoa; Arthropoda; Insecta; Coleoptera; Cerambycidae. Gene Ontology annotation, biological process: transmembrane transport; bicarbonate transport; regulation of intracellular pH. The coding region runs from base 205 to 3438 and encodes 1077 amino acids. Gene Ontology annotation, cellular component: plasma membrane. The transcript has 14 exons. Gene Ontology annotation, molecular function: monoatomic anion transmembrane transporter activity; solute:inorganic anion antiporter activity; sodium:bicarbonate symporter activity.